UCUCUCUCGCCGAGUCCGCCCCGUGUUUAUUUGACGGUGAUGUUCUUCCAACACACAUCCUUCGCGGUUUAACGGCGCGUUCGUCAAUUCAACAACAAUAAACCACCUCUCAACAAAUCGAAAGCUCGUGCGUGGUGCUUGCCGGCCAGAAAAAAUAUACUCCGAGGCGAAAAAUCGUACGCACAGGCCGUGGGGGAACCGAGGAAAAGAAGAAACAUUUUCUAGUAGGCUUAGUUAGAUAUUAAAUAUUUGAACACGUGCAGCACUUGGACGCGGAAGAAAAAAGAGAGACGAAUACGUCCCUCCGGUGAGUUUCUGCCAAAGGGCACCAGCAAGAGGGAGACAUUUUUUUUUCGGCCUCCGAGCUUUCCUCCACUUCUCAACGUUCUCUCAUUGCACACAUACCUACGGAAAUAUACAAAAAGAAAAAGAGGAGGAUAAAAAAAAAGAAAGACGGAAAUAAUAUAAAAAACAAGGAGAAACGAGCGAAGCGGAUUUCGUAAGCGAGAUGGGUAAACACAACAGCAAACUCAAGCCCGAGGUUCUCGAGGAUCUCAAACAAAACACCGAGUUCUCAGACGCCGAGAUACAAGAAUGGUACAAAGGCUUUCUCAAGGACUGCCCGAGCGGUCACCUUAGCAUCGAAGAAUUCAAAAAAAUAUACGGCAAUUUUUUCCCGUACGGUGAUGCCUCGAAGUUUGCAGAACACGUAUUUAGAACGUUUGACGCAAACGGCGACGGUACGAUCGACUUUCGGGAAUUUUUGUGCGCCCUUAGCGUAACGUCACGGGGCAGAUUGGAACAAAAACUUCAAUGGGCGUUCAGCAUGUACGAUCUUGACGGCAAUGGUUACAUUUCGCGACAAGAAAUGCUCGAAAUCGUCACGGCGAUUUACAAAAUGGUUGGUACGGUUAUGAAAAUGCCUGAGGACGAGUCAACACCGGAGAAACGAACGGACAAAAUAUUUCGACAAAUGGACAGGAACAGGGACGGGAGAUUGUCAUUGGAGGAAUUUAUCGAGGGUGCUAGGAGCGAUCCGUCUAUAGUACGGCUGUUGCAGUGCGAUCCAAGCGCGCAGGCUCAGUGAAGCCCUGGUCAUUAACGAAACACACAAAUAACGAGUCGAGUAAAAUUUUCGAAAAAAAAAAACGACGACGAAACAAAACGAGUAAUUAUAAAAAAAAAAAAAAUGUUUCAAUGCUGUUAUGCCCAUUAGGGAAGAGGAAUCGGGGCCCGGCCCAAUGACCCAUCCAGUCCAAAAACCCAACGAGUCGAUGGUGUCAUAGAGGAAUUGUUGUAGCCCCCCCCCCCCCCCCCCCCCCGCCAUUCCGAAUCUCAAUUAUUUGCGAAAAAAAAGUUUCAAUUGAAAACGGUUUUUCUCCGUUCGAAUUUUACUACCUGACGACUCCCGAAUAAACAUAUUCGGGAAAUAAAAAUUUGACUAAUAAUUAUUAUUACUUUGUGAGAAGGAAUUUAUAUUUUAUCGUUUUUUCGAGCAUCGAAAUAGCAAAUUUUGAAGAUUUAAAAGAUUUUUUUACCGUUUUUUCAGACUCGAUUGAAACUCUUUUGAUGCUUUACAGAAUAAAAAACAAAACGACCCGAUCUCCCAAUUUCCGUAGAAUCUCUACUCUCGACCUGAAACAAAAAAAAACAAGUGUAAACGUCGAGCUAAAAGAACGCACGGGAAAGAUUGCGACGAAAUGAUUAGUUUUUUGUGCAUUUUUCGAAGGUGACAUUUGAACGAAAAAAGACGAAAGCUUUUGCAUCGGAAGUAAGCGUAGUUAUCGGCGGCAAAUAGGAAACAUUGGAGCGCGUCUUCAAUGAACAAAAUUUCUGAAAAUAAGACGAAGAGGAACAACGAAAAAAAUUGACAACAGGCAGAUUCGCCUCGAAAUAGGGCUCGAACAAGACAAAAAAGCGUUUCAACGAAAGAACCAAACCGAAGAUUCCUCCUUUGAGUCCAAACAGGAAAAAUGUAAAACUUCUCUAUGAUCGCUCUCGCUCAUUGGGUUAGAUAGGCCAAAACGAGGGUACAAAAAUAAAUAAAAAAAGGGGGAGGAAGUUGAUUAAAAACAGCGUAAUUGUACCGGGACCCGAGAGGUCCAGGGUCACUGGGCCUAGCGCGCUUGCGCAGACCGCAAGCUAGUCUUUAAGGCUAGUCCAGUCGCUCCGUCUCGUCUAACGAAAUCAAAUAAUAAUAAUUAAACCAACAAAGGGAUUAGACAGAAAGAACAAACGAAGCUACAAAAAAGCGGAAUUAAAAUACGAAAAAUUGCGAAAGCGAGAGAGAGAGAGAGAGAGAGAGAGAGACAGAGAGAGGGAAACGUUUUUUAGAUUAUCAUUAAUAUUAUAAUUGUUAUUAUUACGACGUAAUUUUUAAGGUAUUUUUUCUCCCUUCGUGAAUUUACAUUUGUAUCUUUAUAAUUUAGCAUGAUUUGCAUUGGUCUCGUGAGAAAAAGAACAAAAAAACGGAAAGUAUCGUUGAUUUUUGUUUGACUUAUUCAAACUCUUUUUUUCUUCUCUUUCAUGUUGAAUUAACAUAUUAACGAGCGUUCGUUGUCCUUGGAAUUUUCUUCAGGAGGAAAAUGUUUUUCCAUCCUUUUUUUUGCUCGCACGACACCGCGCUGGCGUUAAAAAAGUAGCACAAAUAGAGUAUCGGCCGUUUCCCAGUUGUAACAACGCCUGCGAUCGCCCGAAUUGACUUUCCGAACGCCUUUUCUUUCUUUCAUUUUUGACUGAAUUUCGAAAGGUUAAAAAAAACAAACGACGAAGUUCGAACUUUUCGAACGGAGCCAACGGCGCUCAGGACGCGCGAGCCAGGCUACUGAGAUGACGUUAAGUACAAAUUAGGCGUUAUCGGACGUGAUUGAAAAAAAAAGAGGAGAAAAACGAAGAGGACAAAGAAAAAAGACAGAAUGAGGAGUCAAAAAAUGAGAAAGAACCGAAGAACAGCGAAUAACCGAGAAUGCGAUAUUUGUUAAAUGCCGAGGAAAAAAAUAACAAUAUUGACGAAAAUAAAUAAUAAGAGUAAAUUUAAAAGAACAACAGUCUAAGAAUGAAAAACAGAAAAACAUAACGAAACAUAAAAAUGAAACCUCUUGGUCUCGAGGCUGGCGUGCAGCAAAAACAGUGACGACGUCAGCACCGACAAAUAAUCAUUGAAAGUUUAUUAUUAUCCAAUUAAUUGUUUCUCUUUAUAUCAAUUUUUAUCAGGUUUUGACCAUUAUUUCUUGUUUUCUUCCGCACGAAAGCUACUGAUAUGACAACAUUCGUGUGUAUGUGUGUGCGAAUGAAUUUAGCUGUGCGUCAAAAAAGGAAUUAAUUCAUUUGAUCAAUUCUCAUUAAAAUUAACGGCGUGGGAAGAAAACAAAAUGGGUUUAUCUAUUUUAUGAAUGUGUAUGAUUUUAUUUUUAUCGUAAUAAUGCCUUACCACUCAUGUCUCUAGUAUUUAAAGUAAACAAAAAACAACAAUCCAGCGCUCAUUAAUUAUUAAGUCCCAGUAGGAUUAUUAUUCUUAUUAUUAUUAUUAUUAUUAUUAUUAUUCUAAUGUUUUUUUUAAUUGUAUGAAAUUGUUGCUAAGAUAUUGAGAGUGAAAAAUAAUAUGCACGCGCGCAGCCUCACAGAGAUAUUUCAAUAAAAGAACGAUAAAAACAAAAUGGACGAAGAAAGAUACAAAUUUUCCGAUUUGCUAGAAAACAAAACGACAAGAAAGCCAAAACGAGUCGAUCGAUCGCUCAUUGGCUGGUUCUUUCAACAAAGUGCUUUCUCCUUCGUGUCGCCCAAAAUCUCCUUACAAUUAAAAAGAAAAUAGAAGAACAACCAUUUUGGUUGGAGAAUUUAAUAAAAUUUUUCAUUGUGCUCUUAAAAUGAUGAAAAAGAAACGAAGAAAAAAGGGAACCCUAAUUCUUUAAUCAACGAAUCCGUGAAACGUGAUAUCGAUUAAAUUGUAAGCUGGUUUCUAUAAUCUCGUCGUAUCUACGAAGCAAUAAGAGCGAUAAGAGCGAAUUUGAUUUAAAAAAAAAAGUAUGAGAAUAACAAGAUUCCGUAAGAAAAAUUUAACUAUUCAUUCUGGUCUUUUAUGCAUACGGGAGGAUUUGGCAGGAAAAUGGAAAAGGGAUUCUCCGAGAUAUAAAAGCUCCAGGAAUUUCCUGUUACUUAUUCCUAAUGGUUUGGCUGAGAAACUAAAAAAAGGAAUUUCCGAACAUUUACAUCCUCUGAAACUCCUUUCGUUUUCUUAUUCAACGAAGAGUCGCUGGAAAGUAAUGAGGAUUUUUUCACGUCUGGGACAAACACAUGGAUUCUUUGGGAAUCUCUUUUUCGCUCACUUUAACAGAAAAGCGAGGGGGGAGAGUGAGUUUUCGAAAAUAAAAAUGAAAUAUGAUCGAACGAAUGUGGAACGAAAGAUGGGGCGGUAGAGACGAGAAACAUUUCAAUUAAAUCUUAACUACUUGCAUGUUUACGAUAGAGAUUAAAUACACUCGUUCUAGUGUCCUUUCUCUUCUCAGGAACAAAAAAAUUGAAUUCAAAUUAAAAAAAAACAACGUACGUAAGAAUUGAGAAAUGUGAUGACAGUGAAAGUUAGGUUAACUCUCCGUGUUUCAAACUUCCUCGUAGUCUUUUCUUAUCGAAUUUCGCACGCUUUGCUGCUCCAAUCGUCUCACCCAAACUUUUCUCCAAGUAUUUUUAAAUGAUUGGGAAAAAAUGGAUAAUACAUUUUUCCUGGGUGGAAUAAAAAAAGAAAAGAAAUAAACGUGGUAAAAUCUUGUCCUUUUGCUCUCUCAUCAUGGAGCUUUUUGAAGCUUACAGCGCCUGUCAGCGCCCCCUGAUGACCAAUCGACGAAGCUUGCUCUGCGACGAUCUUUGCUAACUCAAUUCCAGUGUUUUAAAAAUUUUCUUUCCCUUGUUUACUUUUCGUUAAUCAAACUAUGUUUUUCUCCAAAAUAUGUACUGAUAUUUUCCUUGUAUAUUCAUAAUCUCUUGAAAUUCGGACUUAUUUUUUUUCCAUUUGAGCCGUUCAUUUUCAAAACUAUAACACAAUACUUUUUGAGCUGAUGAUUUUAUCAGCGCUUGGGAAACUCGAAUCAACUGGAAAUAAGAACCAUCUUUGGGAUAUUACGAAAUUGAUUCUCCCUCAUAAUUUUAAUCAAAAAAUUUUUAUCUGAACGAACCUUUUGCUGGCAGAAUUUUAGAAAUUUUCUUAUUUGUGUUUUACGCCUAACAAAAUAUGUAUUGGAGUCGUUUUUUCUGCAUUUUUAAAUAUUUAACAGUUUUUUCAAAAUCUGUUUCCCUCUGUGAGAAUGUUUAAUGCAAAGAUGAUUUAACUGUUCCGGCUUCAAAGUGGGCAGCGAGAUUUUUUAUCAUUAUUUUUAAGAACAAUAAAUAAUUUAGUUAUUUUUUUCUUGAAAUUCGUCAACGCUAUUGUGAUAAUUUUUCAAAUAUCCGUAGCAAUCCAAAAGUUGUUUUUUUUUUUUCGAAUUCGUCGUAAAUUUCCGAGUGCUAAAUUUCGACGAAUAAAAAAAAAAAAACAAAUAAAUUCAAAAACUAGAAAAAUCGAUGGAUUUUCGAAGUGGAAUAUUUGCGUAUCGUUGUAGCAUCGUUCAAGGUGUAAUAUUUAGGUAUUUUGAAAGAAAAGCAAAAUAAUCGAAAUGAAGAAAAACAAUACGAAUACGAGCGCUUAAUUGAUUAAUUAAUUUUAUGAAAAAAAUGUCCCUAAAACUCUGCCACUAUUUUUAUCAUUAUUAUCGAAUAUAAAUUAUCGUUAAGUGCGGCUAGUCUGGAGAGGUUUUUCAAAGGGAUAAGAAUAAGUAUCGAAAUAUCGUUGCGGAGUGCGCUGUAAAGGGCGUUCGAAAGAAAAUUUUUAGGCCAAGCGAGAGUAGUCCGAGUUCCAGUAACGAAGAUAAGUAAAAAAAAAAAAAAAACAAAAAAAAAAACAAAAAAUAAUAAAAAGUGAAAUAAACGAAUGCACAUAGAAGUACGAAAAAAAUGAACAUUAAAGAGGAAAUUUCACUAUUGGAAAGGUCUAAGAUAAAUAGAAGUGAAACCGAUUAAUGAAAACCAUUAAAAUAGCAAAGAAAAAUAUUAAAAAAAAAAAAAACGUCAAUAAAUCGAGAAAAAAACGUUCUCCGAACUUCCCAUUUCUUCCUUGACUUUGUCUCAACGUCCUGUCACUUUAUUCUCGCUAUCAUCGACAAUGAAAUUUUGUAUAAACCCAAUUGAAGCUCGAUCGUGCAAGCAAUUGCGCAAGCGAAAAAAAAAGAGAGAUAGAAAAAAAUAAAAUAUUAAAACUCCAAAUCGAACGAAAACAAUAGCUAUAUUAUUUCGAGAAUGUACAUUCGUGUCUUAACGUGCAUCAUUCUUCUUCAUCUUCAAUAUAAUUCUUUACCUGUGGAAUUGUAUGUGUAAAGAAAAAGAAAAAAAGAAAAAUCGAAAAGUCCUUAAAGAUAAUGUUACUUUUUGAACGAAAAAAAAAUUAAAAAAUAAAUAAAUAAAUAAAAAUAAGUGAAAAAUAAAAAUGUUUAAAAAAAUGGCAUUAAAAUCAAAGCGUGCUUCGAGAUCUUUUGAUUUUUUCAUUAUGCCUCACUGAAAGCAAGCUGUCUUGUUGUUUCAUUAAGAAUGAGAAUGAGGAGGGGCAAGCACCGGCAAAUCAAUUAUGUAUAAAAAUAAUAUAUAUAAUACGACGAGAUCCAAUGAGACCUCGGAAAUGUUGAAAAUUUUCUUUGCUUUGUGACUUAUAUAUAUAUAUAUAUAUUUAUGACGAACGAUAGUUAUUAAUAGUUGUUUAUUAUGAUGCGAAAACGAAAGCACUUGUGUACCAGUUAAAUUGCUACAUUAAAGUGUUGAAAUUAUACCCGCUCAACGUGCGUGUCUCAGUUAAUUACUCGUAAUUUUAGUAAAUCAAUGACAAAUAUAUUGCGAGAUAGAAAAAAUGAGAAUGCGGGGAGAAAUAAAAAAGAGAUCUGAAAAUAUGAAAAAUGGGAAAGGGAAAGAACGAUUUGAGGGGAAAAUGAAAAAUUUAGGGACUUCGAGGAGGACAAAAUUCGGUCUUUAUUCAAUGGAAUUUCGGCAAAUUUGUUUGUUUCAUUUGGGAAAAUGGUUUUUUUUUUAUUUUUUUUUGUUUCGGUCACUGUGCGAUGAGGAAAAUUGGAGUAAAUUUUCGAAAAUCGUUCGAUCGCUCCAAUGUUUGUGUGGGAGUUUUUGAAAAUGGGUUUUUUAAAGUUUACUUCAGAGUCGCUAGCAAGCUUGUAGAUAAAAUGGGCCAAGUGACAAUGUGCGAUUUGGUUGAACAGUGAGAUUUUGUCCUGCAGGAAAAUAAACGAAAAUAUUUGGUUGUUUUGUGAA
Venturia canescens is the source of this 7338-nucleotide messenger RNA. It is a transcript of the gene Nca, whose product is annotated as neurocalcin homolog. Lineage: Eukaryota; Metazoa; Arthropoda; Insecta; Hymenoptera; Ichneumonidae. The record is from RefSeq and is a predicted model, not a curated record. The transcript is spliced from 5 exons. The coding region runs from base 509 to 1087 and encodes 192 amino acids. Gene Ontology annotation, molecular function: calcium ion binding.